AUGGGAACUCCCCAGGGAGCACAGACACAAGGAGUCCCGGCGGCGCAAGAGGACGGGGAGAGCAGGCCUCGGAGACAGCGGACCCGGCUCCGCUACGACAGUCUGCGCGGAGCCCGCUUGCCUCCUGCCUCUCGAGACGCUUCCCGUCCCCUCCAUCCCCCGCCCCAGCCUUUCGUACGACUCGUCGCGGAAAAUGGUCGCGCUCCCUCGUCGCUUCAUCUAACCUCAGAGGGAGCCACGUCAGAACCAGCGUCCCCGAAAGGCGCCAUGUUGCCCAUUGGCUGUCUUGCCAUCCCCCAAGCCCCCUCACCUCCCUCCUGCGCGUGCGCAGCACUUGGGCUCCCAGGGCAACGGGGAACGGAAGUGUUCUGCUCACCCCGAGGGUGGUGCGAAUUGGCGCUGGCUGUUUUACGCCCUCAGACCUCGGGAAUUAAUAUUGUCAAAAGUGAUAAAAUGCAAGUAAACAAAAAAGGAAAGGUGAAAUCAACCCUCAAAGGACCGAUAGCCAUGUCCCAGGAAACAUUGACCUUCAGGGAUGUGUUUGUAGACUUCAUGCAGGAGGAGUGGCAGCAGCUGGACACUGCUCAGAAGAACUUCCGCAGGGAUGUCAUGUUGGAGAACUAUAGUCACCUGGUCUCUCUUGGAUACCUUGUGGCCCAGCUACAUGGGAUCUUCAGGUUGGGACAAGGAGAAGAAGAGGCCAGGAUGGCAGCUGGAGAAAGCGUGAUGUGGAGCUGUCCAGAAUUCUGGAAAGUUAAUAACCAGAUAGAUAACCACAAGGAAAGCCAAGACAAACCUCUAUGGCAAGCUGCAUCCAUAAAUAAGGAAACACUGAAGGAUAAAAGUGGCCAAGAAUUCAGAACAUAUGGAGAAAUCAUUUAUCCAAGCACAGGCUUUGUUUCUAUAGGACAAAGACUCACUAAAUAUUAUUCAUGGGGAAAGUGUUCAAAACAUAAUUUGAAUUUUCAGAGUAGAAGCUGUGUAAGGAAGAAAGGUGAUGAAUGUAAGGCAUAUUGGAAAUUAUGCUUCUAUUCUAAUCUUGAUAAAGCUCAAUCUGGAGAGAAAUUCUUUGAGCCUAAUGAACAUGGAAAAGCCCUCCACCAUAAGCAAGCUCUUAAUAAAAGUCCAAGAAUUCAAAAUGGGGAGAAACUCUAUCAAUGUUCUGAAUGUGGAAAAGUGUUUAUCCAGAAAGCAAACCUUGUUGUACAUCAGAGAAUUCACACUGGAGAGAAACCUUAUGAAUGCUGUGACUGUGCAAAAACUUUCAGCCAGAAGUCAACCCUAAUUGCACACCAGAGAACUCAUACAGGGGAAAAGCCGUAUGAAUGCAGUGAAUGUGGGAAAACAUUUAUCCAGAAGUCAACGCUGACUAAACAUCAGCGAACUCAUACAGGAGAGAAACCGUUUGUAUGUGGUGAAUGUGAAAAAGCUUUUAAGAGUUCAUAUCACCUUAUUAGACAUGAAAAAACACUCAUUAGACAAGCAUUUUAUGAAGCUAUCAAAUGUGAUAAGUCCAGCCUUAUAUAUCAAAGGACUCAUAUCGGUGAAAAACCUGAAUGCAAUAAACAUGGGAAAGCCUUUGAUGAGACACCUACACCCAUUAAACAUCAGCUAACUCAUACGAAAGAGACACUUUAUAAGUGUAGUAAAUGUGGAAAAGGCUUCAGGGGAAAGUCACAUCUUUCUGUUCAUCAGAGAGUUCAUACACGAGAAAAAUCCUAUGAAUGCAGCAUAUGUGGGAAGACUUUCAGUAGAAAAUCACAUCUCUCUGUCCAUCAUAGAACUCACAUAGGAGAGAAACCUUAUGAAUGCAGAAGGUGUGGGAAAGCAUUUGGUGAGAAGUCAACCCUUAUUGUACAUCAGAGAACUCAUACAGGAGAAAAACCCUAUAAAUGCAAUGAAUGUGGGAAAGCUUUCAGUGAAAAGUCACCACUGAUUAAACAUCAGAGAAUUCAUACAGGAGAGAGACCCUAUGAGUGCAGUGAAUGUAGGAAAGCAUUCAGUAGGAAGUCAACUCUCAUUAAACAUCAGAGAAUUCAUACAGGAGAAAAACCUUAUGAAUGCAGUGAAUGUGAGAAAGCUUUCAGUGUGAAAUCAACUCUCAUUGUACAUCACAGAAUGCAUACAGGAGAGAAACCUUAUGAAUGCAGAGAAUGUGAUAAAGCCUUCAGUGGGAAGUCAACCAUUAAACAUCAGAAAAGUCACACAGGAGAUAAAACCUAUUAA
Budorcas taxicolor (takin) is the source of this 2226-nucleotide messenger RNA. It is a transcript of the gene ZNF674, whose product is annotated as zinc finger protein 674. Gene Ontology annotation, molecular function: RNA polymerase II cis-regulatory region sequence-specific DNA binding; DNA-binding transcription factor activity, RNA polymerase II-specific. Gene Ontology annotation, biological process: regulation of transcription by RNA polymerase II. NCBI's taxonomy places the organism in Eukaryota, Metazoa, Chordata, Mammalia, Artiodactyla, Bovidae. The record is from RefSeq and is a predicted model, not a curated record.